This is a messenger RNA of Aphanomyces invadans, 2490 nucleotides long. RefSeq lists its product as hypothetical. Gene Ontology annotation, molecular function: RNA binding; ubiquitin-protein transferase activity. The transcript has 6 exons. The record is from RefSeq and is a predicted model, not a curated record. NCBI's taxonomy places the organism in Eukaryota, Oomycota, Saprolegniomycetes, Saprolegniales, Verrucalvaceae. The coding region runs from base 134 to 2236 and encodes 700 amino acids. Gene Ontology annotation, biological process: protein ubiquitination. Gene Ontology annotation, cellular component: CCR4-NOT complex.
AAAAAUUCCAUUCCGAACAAGACAAACGUAGGGCCCAGUUCUUCUUUUGGGCGGUUCGGUCGGAGAGAGAGAGAGAGAUAAGCAUUGAGCGCACACACGAUCACCCCGCGGCGAGCCUAUCUACACAAGCACCAUGUCAGAGGAAGAGGCAGACUGCUGUCCGCUGUGCAUGGAAGAACUCGACCUUACAGACAAGACCUUUGACGCAUGUCGGUGUGGCUACCAAGUGUGUUUGUGGUGCUGGCAUCAAAUUAAGAACGAGUACAACGGGCUUUGUCCAGCCUGUCGGGCGCCGUACUCGGAACUCGCCAAGUCCAAGGGGAACGUCGACAGAGAAGAUGUGGUGCGGCGUACGAAACAGAGAAAACAAAAGGAGAAGAUUGAAAAGAAAGCUGUCGCGCCGCCGAAAGCUGCCCCGAUCAACCGCAAGAGUCUUGUCAACGUGCGCGUCAUGCAGAGGAACCUCGUGUACGUCAUAGGACUACCCGUGCAUUACGCCGACGAAGAGAUGCUCCGGUCCAAAGAUUGCUUUGGGCAGUACGGUCGCAUCGUCAAGGCCGUCGUGAACAAAUCUCAUCUAAACACAGACCGGAACAACGCGACCGCGAGCGCGUAUAUUACAUUUGCACACAAGGCCGACGCUCAGAACUGCAUCGACCUCAUUGACGGCUACGUGUUGGACGGGUCGUUGCUUCGGGCGUCAUUUGGCACAACCAAGUACUGCAACUUUUUCCUGCGCAACUUGUCGUGUAACAAUCCCGAGUGCCUGUACCUGCACGAGCUCGGCGAAACAGACGACAGCUUUACGAAGGAGGAGAUGCAAACAGCGGGCAAGGGCUGCUUUCGCGAGAUAGGACUAUACGAAGACCGACGAGGCAACGCGUUUCCCCAUCUUACACCGGCCAUGCGCGAAGCCCAAGUAGUCGACGGCAAGGCCCCCCAGGCUCGACCGACGGCCGUGGCAUCGGACGCCCAACGUAAAGCACAGAGCGCGGCGGCCAUUUCCAAGCUCAAACUACACACAGAACAAGACUCCAAGCCCCGACCAAAGCAGCACGACUACGCAGCAGCUCCUGCACCCGUGCCGACGACUGCACCGACUUCAUCCACAUCGCCAUCGAGCCCACACAUUACACAGACCGAAGCACAGACAAAACCUGUGCUGUACGUUGAUACGAGCAGCACUGGCAAGGCGCUGCCACCUGCCACAAGCCCUACCGCUGACGAGCCACUAUGGGCACAGUCGUUCCCACGGGUGACCCAAGCGUCGAACGAGCCUUCACAGCGACCGAUCCAUCACGUGUUUAGUCCAUUUGGCAUGGGUUUUGACGGUGGAAUCGGCCGUGUGCACCAGCAACAGCCGCCCCUGCAACCCCCGCAACAUCACAGUGCGCCGCCACCUCCGCCAUCCUCUGGGGACAAGACGGCCCACGUGUCUGCCUGGAGUUUCGACCCGCUCUUCUCGGACAGUCGCCAAGCCCCCGUGUCGCCCCUGCAUCCGUCGCCGCCAGUGUUUGAAUUUGCUGCCGUGGAUUCUGCGUUCACCCCUCGCAACGAAUCAUCCGAAGCGCUGGCGGGACUCCUGGGGGUCCAGUUGAGCGCGAAGCCUCUGCUGACCGGAAGCAUGAUGCCGCCGCCAACCAGCGCGAUUGCCCCUCCGACUUCGGGGGGCAAGCGUGGGUCUCGCUUCAGUUUUGCCAACGCUGGAGGAAACGAACCCGCGCCGUCGUCGCAGCCGUCGCCCGUGAUGGAAGAUUACAACCCGUUUGGAGGCAUGUACCGAUCGCCGGAAAAAAUGUUUGACGGCGCGGGGUCGGCAACGUCGUCGUCGGGGGCGUUUGCACUGUCGAUGGGUCCUCCGGACGCAUCUUUGUCUGGCAUGGCGUUCCUGCAGCAGAUGCUCCCGAACGUCAACAUUAGCUAUGGCCGCGAACCCACCGAGCAGCACAUGCACCGACCGGCGUACACGCACUCGUUUGAACAAAAGAGUUCGUGGACGAAUGGGCUGGACAGUUCGCGCACCGACAACCCGUUCUGGUCGCAAGGCAGUUCGUUGGAUGCGCCGCCGCCGUCGUCGUACGCGUUUCACGACCCAGCAAUCGUCCACGGUGGUGGCAGUGUCUUUGGCGGGAGCGCAUUUUACCAGGACGACGCGGCGGUGCAACAGCAGAAGAAGCCGUUUGGUCGAUCGUUUGCCGCCAGUCCACAGCACCACAUGAACACGGGGCGCAGUUAAAACAAAAUCGACUGGUUUGACUUAGCUGUGCAAUCAACACUAGUUGGCUGCCCCGUCGUCAGUCGGCUCGACGACAGGGUCCACAUGGACUGGCCGCGGCGACAGCACGUUGAUGACUUUGGUGGACGAGUACCCGAGCACGCGGCGGACCUUUGGGUACAACGACGAGAGCACGGGAAUGCUCUCGACGACCGACUUGAGGUCCCAGUGGUCUGUGUGCGAGAUGACCUGCACACCAGUGGUGGGGCAUCGGU